GAAGCCCGUGGAAGAAGCAGUCGUCCCUCGAAUGGCUCCGGGUCUUGAUGGUUCUGACGUUUGGGAACCUGGUGUCGUGGUGUAGACGCAUCUUCUUCAACCGCUCAGACAUCCCUAGUUGUUAAUUUAACUUUUAAAAUGUAUGCUGUGAUUUCUGUCGCAAAAAAUACUUUUUUUUCCCCACUUUUUUCAAGAUUAAAUCGUGACAGUUGACUAGUUAGCAGCUAGCCGAAGCUGGCUGUCACUUAGCUUUUUAGCUUGUUGAGCAAGUUUACCAACCCCGGGGAAACGUUAGGCUGGUAAACGAGUUCAUACUUAUAGUAUGCCGAUGUGACUAAUACUUGUCGGUGUUUUAACGCUCACACAUAUUGCAUAACUGUGAAUAUUUUCACCUACCUGCGCUGGAAAGUUCGCUGACUCAGCGGCGCAGUGACGUAUGUUUCAGAAGGUCCGGUGGCGCGGAUUUGCAGGCAAGAUGGCGAUGUAAAUAAUGAAAUAAAGCACUUCCAUUUUCGAAGUUGAUUUGGCGUUUAGCAUAGUUUUUCAAAUUAAAUAAUUGUUUUGCCUUAAUAGAGCAUAUAACUGAAAUCCUCACUGGUACUUGGUACUUGUACUAUUUCAGGAAAAACCCGGGGAUCAGUCGAAUAAUACAUGUACAAGCGUAAAAUCACAUUAUAUAUACUUUAUAAUGUUACAAACAUUGUUGUUAAUUGAGCCUGCGAAUAUUCGAAAGGAGUUGGAUUUCGUUUGUAUUUAGUUAGUUAGUUGUUUAGUUAUUGACGAUGUAUGUAUAUGUAUUUAUUUAUAUUUAUCCAUUUAAAAAAGAGCAAUCUAUCAUCAAUCUACUAUGUAAAUGUUGUUGUGUAACAGGCCUGAAACCAGAUGCUUAUAAAAUGCUCAUUUAAAUUUAGAUUUAUAUUUAAUUAUGAAAUAAAAUUAAAUGAGAAUUUAGUCUUAGUGUCUCACAUUUACCCACUUAAAUAUUUCCAAUUUAUUUCACAAAAUCAAGAUUGUGCCUUUCAAAAUGUGAACAAAAUUGAAGUGCGCACUGCAGAAAAGAAGAAUCGGGAAGUUUUUGAAGCUCUCCAGUAGCUGCCGUAUAUACUUUAUUAAUAUGUUUGCUUUGAAUGCACUAAUAAUUUAUCUUGUUUAAUAAGCCACGUCACGCUGUUCGAGGGGUGUUAAAAAAUGUUUUCCUCUUCCAAUAGUGGGGCUCUCCAUGGACCACCGGAGUGACGUUGUCAUGCAGCACAGUACACCAGAGCUAUCUUCAGCUUGUAAUCACAGGAUUAUUCCGGCUAACUAAGACUAUUAACAGCGUGUGUCCCACAGGCACGCCUGCACGAUCAACUCCUCUCCAUUGAGCUCAUAGAGACAAGUGAUAUUCUGCUGAAAAGGGGCCUGGAACAGCUGUCGGGAUGUCACGCCAGGUUGCACCAGUCCAAAGUGAAUUUUGAUGAAGGAAAAACGAUGAUCUGACAAGUCCAGAGAUGACACUGCAGCUUUCAACCUCACAACGGGAACCACUCUGCAUCUGAACUUUGUUUUGCUCUGAGGGGACGAUGAGGAUAAAGCUGGAAAUCCAUCCAAAUCUGGAAGAAUCAUCGUAAAAAGCUUGUGGUCCAAUAAUGCCAAAUACAGGGGUCCAGUUGCUUGGCUUCUUUUUAGGCCUGUUAGGCUUCAUCGGCGCCGUUGUGGCGACUGUUCUCCCACACUGGCGCAGCACGGCGUAUGUCGGCGCCAACAUCAUCACAGCCACAGCGUACAUGAAAGGCCUGUGGAUGGAGUGUGUGUGGCACAGCACGGGCAUAUACCAGUGUGAGAUGUACCGAUCUCUGCUGGCUCUGCCGCAGGACCUGCAGGCUGCACGGGCUCUCAUGGUGCUCUCCUGCGUCACCUCCACCCUGGCAAUAUCCUUCUCCGUGAUGGGGAUGAAGUGCACGCGAUUCGUCCAUAACUCCUUCAUCAAGUCCCCCCUGGUGCUGAGCGGAGGGAUUUGUUUCCUCUGCGCCGCCUUACUCUGCUUAGUCACAGUGUGCUGGACCACUAAUGAUGUCAUCAUGGACUUCUACGACCCGUUCCUACCCAGUGGGCUGAAGUAUGAGAUCGGCAUGGCGGUCUACCUGGGGUACGGCUCGGCCUGCCUGAGCCUGUCGGGGGGAAUGGUUCUGUGUUGGAACAGCUGUGGUGAACGACCACGGAGGAACACGCAGAGACAAGGGAGACAGCCUGCUUCGCCUCCCCCUCCAUUUAACAACAUUUACCCCCCUGCUCCCCUCUACAAACCACCAGAGGCCCUAAAGGGAAACCACGCUCCGUCCCGGAGCUCAAUGUCCAGCAGUGGCUACCGGCUAAAUAAUUAUGUAUGAUAUAUAUAUAUUUAAAAAAAAAACACUUGUGAUCUUCAUGUAAUUGUGACUUUUAAUAGCAAUGUAUUUAUUUUUCUGAGAACUGUGGCUCGGCUUGUCGUGUGGUGGAAUGGCCAGAAGGUGGUAGCAAACUACAGAUUUUCAAUGUCAAUAAACCCAAUCGAAGACCAUAUGAUCGAAUGAAGUAACGAUGAACGUCAUUUCGAGUGAUGCUGGAAACAAUCUAUUUUUGUGUUUAUUACUGUUCAGUAACUGCACUGUUGGACACAAAGUUAGAAACAAACGAAUACAGUUGGUUUUAUUUGAAUUAAUUGGUUGCAUUAAAUCUGGUCUAUAUCAAUGUUGAAGUGAUUGGGUUGGUAAAAUAAAGUGUGGGCCGUUUCCUGUUUGCAAACAUGUUGGUUGAUGAGUCAUGUGUCAAACCCGAGGCCCAGGGGCCAAAUCCACCCCGUUUAUGUGGCUCGCAAGACUUGUAACAAGUGUCUUCUGUUGAGUUUUCAGCGUCUGGGGUUCAGUUUGCAACAAUUGAUUCUUUGUUUUUAGCAAUUGGAGCUCUGUUGUUAGCUUUUGAUGCAGACUACUUUGCUACUGACGUUGUGUUUGGUCUUCAGCCAGGAUCCUCUCUAACUUGUUUCAUUCGCAACUCAGCAUUUCAGCGUUCAGCUUAUCAGUCGUGUCCUUGAACGUCGGUCACUUCAGUCGCCCGACACUGUCUCUUCUUCCUCCCUGUUGCCAGAGUUAGCAUCAAUGUUGCUAGCAUUGCUAACUCUAGUUUGCAUCGCUCCCUUUCCUCUUGAUAUUAUUGUCCUUCACCAUUUUCACUACCGCCUUAGUGUUUCCAUGUAGUUUCUACAACUCACACUCCCUUUUGUAGUUGUUCAUUCCCACAAAACUGAUACUUUGAUUUGGUAGUGGAGGCUGAGGUGCAGCUUCGUGUCACCAUUCUGUUCGAUGAUCAAAGUGAAAUGACGUUUUAAAUAUGUGUAGUUGUUAAAAAUCGAGUUAAAUUCCCCCGGUUAGAUUGCCUCCAACCAGAAGGCCUCUUGUGCUAUGAGUCAGGCAUUUUACACUGAAAUUAUUCUCCCAAGAUCACAGUCCAUGUUGACUAUUAAUGCCUUUUAUAAAAGCACAGCUUUCAUUCUGUGAAACUACACACAAACUACACACUUUGGCCCCAUGUUUUGCCCCCAGUUUAUAGGUUGUAGGUAUAUUAGUUACGUUUAUUAAGAUGUCUUUACUGUAUUUAGUGUUUGUAUGGUGCCAUAAUAAUCCAAAUCUCUCGAUGGUGAAGAGAAUAAAAGCACAGUUAUUAGUCGCACAGUGGGGAAAUUCGACGUGUUGCAGCAUCAACAAUAGAGUUAUAAAAGAUGCACACAAAGCAACAGGAUGCAUAAUAGAUAAAGCUGCGCCACGUUCCAUACUUAAACAAUUACAUCUACAAAAAUAACAAACUGUGUUCCUGCCUCUCUAGUUUGGAUGAGCCUACACUUAAUUCAAUUCAUUUAAGUGUCUCCUCAUGCUGUGUUCAACUGACUUUCAUUUCCUUCCAAUGGCACAAUAGCAUUAAAUGUGCGUGAGGAUAAAAGUGCAUGCCAAGUGAAAGUAUUUAAUAUUAAAGUGAAAAGGAUGAAAAAUAAUUGCAGCUCAUUUGAAACAAAUGAAUCCUUGUUUAUUCAUUUAUUUUGUUCUUGUUUUAUUAUU
Molecule: messenger RNA, 4070 nt
Organism: Synchiropus splendidus (mandarinfish)
Lineage: Eukaryota; Metazoa; Chordata; Actinopteri; Syngnathiformes; Callionymidae
Product: claudin-14-like
Exons: 4
Coding region: 1629-2369 (246 amino acids)
Biological process (GO): bicellular tight junction assembly; cell adhesion
Cellular component (GO): bicellular tight junction; plasma membrane
Molecular function (GO): structural molecule activity
Source: RefSeq, a predicted model, not a curated record